Messenger RNA from Prunus avium (sweet cherry), 2072 nucleotides. RefSeq lists its product as uncharacterized. Lineage: Eukaryota; Viridiplantae; Streptophyta; Magnoliopsida; Rosales; Rosaceae. Gene Ontology annotation, molecular function: protein binding. The record is from RefSeq and is a predicted model, not a curated record.
CGAGAGUUGCCGUCAAUUUUCCAAAGAGAUUUUUGAAAAUGGAUCAGAGCUAGAGAGAAGAGACACUCGUCAUCCCAAUCCGACAACAAAAUCUCCCUCUCCGUCACAAAGUUUGAGCUUUGAGUGCUCCAUAUACAGAGGAAGAGGGAGAGACGCCGUGUUUUCUCUGAAAUUAGAGGUGUGUAGGUAUCUCUGCAGCUAAAGCCUUAGGCUUUUCCUCCCCAAUUCGCUUUCUCAGAGUUUAGGGUUUAUGCGAUGCGAUGCUACAGAAGAUCACAAAUUGUGUAAUUGAAAAGGAAGACGAGUAGUAAAAUAUGUGUUACGGUCUGGUUCUAAGUCUGAAGUGAGUGUAUUGGGUUUUUCUGAGAGGAAUUAAUGGAAGGGGGAAGGAGAAUAUCGGCAAGUCCUCGGCCUUGCAAUGGUAGGAGGGUGGUAGCGAAGAAACGUCCUCGUGUUGGUGGCGUGGAUGGGUUCGUCAACAGCGUUAAGAAGCUUCAGAGGCGCGAAAUCAGCUCCAAGCGUGACCGUGCUUUCACUAUGAGCGAUGCCCAAGAGAGGUUUCGCAAUAUUCGUCUCCAGGAGGAAUAUGAUACGCAUGAUCCAAAAGGUCACUGUGCCAUGGUUCUGCCUUUCUUGCGAAAGAGGUCAAAAAUUAUUGAGAUUGUAGCAGCGCGUGACAUUGUGUUUGCUCUUGCGCAAUCUGGUGUUUGUGCAGCAUUUAGCCGAGAAACCAACCAGAGAAUAUGCUUUCUGAAUGUCAGUCCCGAUGAAGUGAUAAGAAGCUUGUUUUAUAACAAAAACAAUGACUCACUUAUCACUGUUUCAGUUUAUGCUUCAGACAAUUUCAGUUCCUUGAAAUGCAGAAGCACUAGGAUUGAAUACAUACGAAGAGGUAAACCAGAUGCUGGCUUUGCUCUUUUUGAAUCAGAGUCACUGAAAUGGCCUGGUUUUGUAGAGUUCGAUGAUGUAAAUGGGAAGGUUCUCACUUAUUCUGCACAGGAUAACAUAUACAAGGUGUUUGAUCUGAAAAACUACACCAUGUUGUACUCCAUAUCAGAUAAGCAUGUCCAAGAAAUUAAGAUUAGUCCUGGAAUCAUGCUGUUAAUUUUUACUAAAGCUAGUAGCCACGUUCCUCUUAAGAUCCUGUCCAUAGAGGAUGGUACUGUUCUCAAAUCCUUCAACCAUCUCCUUCAUCGGAAUAAGAAGGUGGAUUUCAUCGAACAGUUCAAUGAAAAGCUUCUUGUAAAGCAAGAAAAUGAGAACCUCCAAAUUCUUGAUGUUCGUAAUUUUGAGCUGACAGAAGUUAGCAGAACUGAGUUCAUGACACCAUCAGCCUUUAUAUUUCUGUAUGAGAAUCAGCUAUUCCUGACGUUUCGAAAUCGAACUGUGGCUGUUUGGAAUUUUCGAGGAGAACUUGUAACUUCUUUUGAGGAUCAUCUUUUGUGGCAUCCCGACUGCAAUACCAAUAACAUAUACAUUACUAGUGACCAGGAUCUUAUUAUUUCUUACUGCAAGGCUGAUUCUGAUGAUCCAUUAUCUGAAGGAAAUGGUUCCAUCAAUAUCAGCAAUAUUUUAACUGGGAAAUGCCUUGCUAAAAUAAGAGCAAGCAACAACAAGGAAAUUGAAUGCAGCUGUAGUGGUAAGUGUUGUGGCAGCAGCUGCAAUUCGAAGAAGCGGGCCCUUUCAUCCAGAAUUAGAAGUACAGUUGCAGAAGCCUUGGAAGAUAUUACUGCUCUCUUCUAUGAUGAAGAGCGGAACGAGAUCUACACGGGCAAUAGGCUUGGUCUAGUUCAUGUAUGGUCUAACUAAUGGUUUCAUCAAUCAGUUUGUUCACCAUGUAUGCACACCCCCCUGGGCCAUGCCCCCCCCCCAAUUAGAUUCUUUGUUGGUCUUCUAGAUGGUUGAAUUGAUUGUGCUGCCUGCCCCCACUGCAACGACUUCCUAGAACAACUGUACCAUGAAUUGCCCUUGUACAAUUAAUCCCUCUGUUUACCUAAAUCCGAAUUCCUUCCUUGUUGUGUCUUGUCUGUGUUGAGCGUGAAAACUUAUUUAUAGAGUGUCUUUUUCAUGGU